CGCCCUCCGGGCGUGAUGCUGGGGGGAGAAGGAUGUCUCCAGGCGGCGGACGUGCUCCGAGGAGCCAAGGCGAGGUGUUCGCGUCGACCAGCAGGCCGACCCCGCUCGGCUCCUCACCACCCGCAGCCCGGGUCCCCGCCGCGGGCGGGGUGGGCGGGUCGGGAAAGUGGGGGUGCCCGUGCCUAUUGGGCCUCCGCGAGCUUGCGCUCGCCCGCUGCCCGCAGCGCAGCUCUGCAUUGGUCAGCCCGGCGCCCCGCCCGGCUCCCGCGCCCCGAUUGGCCGUGGAUGUGCCCGACCCCCGGCGAGGGCGCUGAGGCGGAGAGCGGGAUUGGUGGUCCCGCCGUCCCCGGGUCGCGGCCGCGCGCUCCGCCCGCCGCUGCGUCCCCACUAUGGCGGCGCCCAGGCAGCCCACCGCGUCGUGGGCGCCCGCCGGGGUCCCCCGCGGCUGCCGCCGCCGCCUGCGCCCUCGCCUCCGCCUUCCCGCCCGCGCCGGGCCGGGCGCCGCCUCCCCCCUGCCUCCCUCUCCGCUGCGAUUCAGUGGUUCUUUCCUUUGACUCCGCUGGACAAACACUAGGCGCAGAGUAUGAUCGGUUGGGUUUCCUCCUGAAGCUGGACUCUAAACUGCCUGCUGAGUUAGCCACCAAAUACGCAAACUUUUCAGAGGGAGCUUGCAAGCCUGGCUAUGCUUCAGCCUUGAUGACUGCCAUCUUUCCUCGGUUCUCCAAGCCAGCACCCAUGUUCCUGGAUGACUCUUUCCGCAAGUGGGCUAGGAUUCGGGAAUUUGUGCCGCCUUUUGGGAUCAAAGGUCAAGACAAUCUGAUCAAAGCCAUCCUGUCAGUCACCAAAGAGUACCGCCUGACCCCUGCCUUGGACAGCCUCAGCUGCCGCCGCUGCAUCAUCGUGGGCAAUGGAGGUGUCCUUGCCAACAAGUCUCUGGGGUCACGCAUUGAUGACUAUGACAUUGUGGUCAGACUGAACUCAGCACCCGUGAAAGGCUUUGAAAAGGACGUGGGCAGCAAAACUACACUGCGCAUCACCUACCCUGAGGGUGCCAUGCAGCGGCCCGAACAAUACGAACGCGAUUCUCUCUUUGUCCUCGCUGGCUUCAAGUGGCAGGACUUCAAGUGGUUGAAGUACAUUGUCUACAAGGAGAGAGUGUGGGGACAGGAAAAGCUUCCCCGUGUGGCUCCCUGUCAGACUGCCCUCAGGAGCGAGCAAGACAGUACACGUGGCAACGCUGGACACAGUGUGCUCCCCCUGCAGAGUGCGUCGGAUGGCUUCUGGAAAUCUGUGGCCACUCGAGUGCCCAAGGAGCCCCCUGAGAUUCGCAUCCUCAACCCGUAUUUCAUCCAGGAGGCCGCCUUCACCCUCAUCGGACUGCCCUUCAACAACGGCCUCAUGGGCCGCGGGAACAUCCCGACCCUUGGCAGUGUGGCAGUGACCAUGGCACUACACGGCUGUGAUGAGGUGGCGGUUGCAGGCUUUGGCUACGACAUGAGCACACCCAAUGCACCCCUGCACUACUAUGAGACCGUGCGCAUGGCGGCCAUCAAAGAGUCCUGGACGCACAAUAUCCAGCGAGAGAAAGAGUUUCUGCGGAAGCUGGUGAAAGCACGUGUCAUCACCGACCUAACCAGCGGCAUCUGAGGCGGGCCCAGCACAUGGCCACGGAGGUCCUGGCACCGCCAAGAGCAAGCAGCAGCCACCACCACCUGCCCACUUCAUUGGCCUUGGUCUGGCUCUGCCUGAAAGGCACAGGAGUCUUUAG
This is a messenger RNA of Neofelis nebulosa (Clouded leopard), 1768 nucleotides long. It is a transcript of the gene ST3GAL3, whose product is annotated as ST3 beta-galactoside alpha-2,3-sialyltransferase 3. Gene Ontology annotation, molecular function: sialyltransferase activity. NCBI's taxonomy places the organism in Eukaryota, Metazoa, Chordata, Mammalia, Carnivora, Felidae. Bases 16 to 1647 code for a protein of 543 amino acids. The transcript has 12 exons. The record is from RefSeq and is a predicted model, not a curated record.